AUGCGUCUUACUACUGCAUGCACGAGUAGAGGAAUGAAUUACGAGAAUUUGAUAUUGCAAUUUUUUUAUUUAAUUAAGUACGGUGUUCGUGGUCAAUCAAGUAGUACAUCACAGAAUCAACUUGUAUUAAAACCAGAUUUGAUUGAACAAGCACAACCAAUUAAUUUUGUAUUUGAUAUUGAAUGUACAAAAAUGCCAUUGAAAUUUCAAUCUCCUGCAUCCGAUCAGAUUAUGAUGAUCUCCUAUACGAUUGAUACUCAAGGUUGUUUAAUAAUAAAUUGUGAAAUUUUCUCUCAAGAUAUUGAUCAUUAUUCCCAAGAUUAUUAUUUAUCACGUCCAUGUGUAUAUAUGGAUUGUAUUAAAUGGGUUAAACGUAAUAGUUACUUACCUAUUGGAAGUCAUGGUCUUAAAGCUGUAAAAAAAGCUAAAUUAUGUUAUAAUCCAAUUGUUUAUCCUGAAAAUAUGUGUCAUUUAGAUGUUGAACAACUACAAACAUUAUCAAAUUAA
Rotaria sp. Silwood2 is the source of this 507-nucleotide messenger RNA. The record is from the annotation of a GenBank genome assembly. NCBI's taxonomy places the organism in Eukaryota, Metazoa, Rotifera, Eurotatoria, Philodinida, Philodinidae.